UGCCAUCCCCAACGGAAACCAGGGAUGCCAUACCAGCACACGUUGACUCCCGGACAAAACUUCAUUCGCAUUGUAUAUUUUGAAUUUCAAAGCUUUUAACCAUGUCUUCGGAGCCAGCGGUGGCCAAGGAUGCAGUGCUGAAGCGCAGCGAGGCUCUUGCGAAGGACACACCCCAAGUUCGGGGCUACGACUUCAACGAGGGAGUAAACUAUAGCAAACUGUUCGAGUCCUAUGUAAACACUGGGUUUCAGGCCACGAAUCUCGGCCUGGCCAUACGAGAAAUUAACAGAAUGUUGGAUUGCAGAGACCAGCCACUGGAGGCGGAUCAACAGGAUAGUCAUGAAACCGACGAUUUUAUCCGGCGGAGGAGUAAGUGUACCGUAUUCCUGGGCUACACUUCCAACUUGGUUUCAUCAGGAAUGCGGGAGACUAUUCGCUUCCUGGCCGAACACCGCAUGAUAGACUGCAUUGUGACCACAGCCGGAGGCGUGGAGGAGGAUUUCAUCAAGUGCCUGGCGCCCACGUUCAUGGGUUCCUUUGAGCUGAGUGGAAGGGAUCUCCGCGAGCGGGGAAUAAACAGGAUUGGUAACCUUCUGGUGCCCAACGACAACUACUGCAAGUUCGAGGACUGGGUGAUGCCGCUGCUGGAUGAAAUGCUGGAGGAGCAGAAAUCCCAUGGAACUGUCUGGUCGCCCUCGAAGAUUAUCCAUCGAUUGGGCGAGCGCGUUGGCGAUCCUAGUUCUAUCUACUACUGGGCAGCCAAGAAUCAAAUACCCGUCUUCUGCCCCGCCUUGACAGAUGGCAGCUUGGGCGAUAUGAUGUACUUCCACUCCUUCCGACAGCCUGGACUCGUGGUGGACAUUCUGUCCGAUCUGCGGAGGCUAAACACCAUGGCCGUGAAGGCCGUCAACAGCGGGAUGAUCAUCGUAGGCGGCGGCGUCAUUAAGCAUCACAUCUGCAAUGCGAAUCUGAUGCGAAAUGGUGCCGAUUACUCUGUGUUCAUCAAUACCGCCUCGGAGUUUGAUGGUAGCGAUAGUGGAGCCCGGCCGGAUGAGGCCAUAUCAUGGGGCAAGAUCCGAAAAGAUGCCACUCCCGUCAAAGUCUACGCUGAGGCGAGUUUGGUCUUUCCUUUGAUAGUGGGCGAAACCUUUGCAAAGCGACAUCAUUGCGACGACAAAGAAUUGCCCCGAGAGACUAACCAAGUGUAAAUAUAUACGAGAAAACAAGGACAACACAAUCAA
This is a messenger RNA of Drosophila rhopaloa, 1241 nucleotides long. RefSeq names its product probable deoxyhypusine synthase. The record is from RefSeq and is a predicted model, not a curated record. The transcript has 2 exons. Gene Ontology annotation, biological process: peptidyl-hypusine biosynthetic process. Lineage: Eukaryota; Metazoa; Arthropoda; Insecta; Diptera; Drosophilidae. Bases 102 to 1208 code for a protein of 368 amino acids. Gene Ontology annotation, cellular component: cytoplasm. Gene Ontology annotation, molecular function: deoxyhypusine synthase activity.